AUUUUUUAUAUUUAUAUUUAAUAUAUUAUCUUAACGAACAUAUCGGAACUUUUAUAGUUUUUAUAAGUACACGAUACAAAAAAGGAGUAUCUAAAGAACUUCUUCUACGCAGCAACUUCAAAAAACGGAAUAUUUAUUCAUAUUUAUGGCUGGGCAAGCAUUCCCCACUGAUGGUUACACAGGCUAUUUCUAUGGUAAUACUGCAAAUUCAUAUGGUGGUGUCUAUAAUCAUGGAGCAUAUCAAAGCCAAGGAACUUAUGAAGAACGUAGCUGUUGGCGCAAACUUUAUGACUAUCAAUCUGGUUAUUGGUAUUACCAAAACUUAUUGACCAAUAACACACAAUGGGAACAACCGGAAGGGUGGGACUCUUGGCCAAUUAACGGGGAGGUGGUCCAGAAGCAAACAAAUGAUUAUGUUGAUGGUGAAAAAUCAGGGUUUUCUUUCUUUCGGCAAACUUCAGAGGAGAUUGAAGCAAUGAAUGUGGAAUAUGUGAAGAGAAAAGCAAGACAACAAAUUGAUCCUGAGAAAGCAAAGAAAAUACACUGGAGACCUGAAGGAGCGAACGAGUACAACAUAUGGUACGAUAAGUGGAUUGGGGAUCAUUGGAAGGGAAUGAGGGAUGAAGGUCCAGCAGAGACAAGAUGCUGUGUUAAGAAAGAUGCCGGCCACACCAAGGCAGUACUUCUUGAUCCGAAACGAAAAAAGACAUAUUUUUGUAUCUAUUUUGCAAGAGGGUGUUGCCAACAUGGUAGUGAAUGUGGCUACUACCAUCUGGUCCCAUCAGAUAAAGAUGCAAAAAGGAUAGAUAUGGUGCAUGAUAUAUUUGGCAGAGAGAAGCACAAGUUACAUAGUGACAAUAUGGGUGGUGUCGGAUCAUUUGAGAAGGAUUGCCGAACAUUGUAUGUUGGUCGCUUAGGCAGUCACAGGGAAUUGGAAAGUCUUUUAUGGAAAGAGUUUGGGGAAUGGGGUGAAAUAGAGGAUAUCAGAGUAAUAACAAAGCGUCAAAUUGCAUUUGUGAGAUACAAGAACAGAGUAAAUUGUGAAUUUGCUAAGAUAGCAAUGUCUGAUCAAAAACUAGAUGGUCAGGAAGUUCUAAACAUAAGAUGGGCCUAUGAUGAUCCAAACCCCAGAGCUCGGAAACAGAAAACCGAAGACGAUAGAGACGCAGUACGCGCGGCGAUCUAUGAAAAACUGGAUGAUGAAGAGCCUCAACCAAAACGUCUUCGUAGUGAAGGGAUUAUAGGCAGUUACCCAAACACGGACGAUCAGUAUCCUGAUUCUGCUGGACCUCAAACCAAGGAACAAUAUGAACAAGAGCAAAUAUUACAGCAAGUUAAAGUGGAUUGCAGCAGACUAGACGAGGCGUUCAAAAGAGUUGAAUCAAGCAGUUACAAUUAACUGUUAUAAUUCUGUGUGAUGCAAAUUCUCAUUUUGGAUUGCACGGCUCUAGAGCGUCCUGGUCACUUCUCUAGAGGCUUCUCUAGUGAACGCAAAUUAUGCGAAUUAGUAACCUACUCGCCCAUAUGGAAGUGCUUUACCUCAGGCAGUCAAGUUUUACCAUACGAAAGACAAAGUAGAAAUGCUGUUGU
Molecule: messenger RNA, 1590 nt
Organism: Dendronephthya gigantea
Lineage: Eukaryota; Metazoa; Cnidaria; Anthozoa; Malacalcyonacea; Nephtheidae
Product: pre-mRNA-splicing factor cwf2-like
Exons: 7
Coding region: 146-1399 (417 amino acids)
Cellular component (GO): Prp19 complex; U2-type catalytic step 2 spliceosome; U2-type catalytic step 1 spliceosome
Molecular function (GO): protein binding; U6 snRNA binding; pre-mRNA binding
Source: RefSeq, a predicted model, not a curated record